This is a messenger RNA of Nelumbo nucifera (sacred lotus), 2981 nucleotides long. Its product is annotated as P-loop containing nucleoside triphosphate hydrolases superfamily protein. The record is from RefSeq and is a predicted model, not a curated record. Gene Ontology annotation, molecular function: ATP hydrolysis activity; ATP binding. NCBI's taxonomy places the organism in Eukaryota, Viridiplantae, Streptophyta, Magnoliopsida, Proteales, Nelumbonaceae.
CAGUUAAUUUUGGGUUUUCUUGUUUUCCAUGUAAUUUAUCCCUGCAAUAUCACAUGCACUAUCAAGAUUUGAGAUCUUACUCCUAUUUUUGGAUACGUUUUGAUUUGGGUUUAUUGUCUACCGAUCUGCUAGACUGCUACUAACUCCAAAUCACCAACCAUAUUCCUUGUCUGUUUCUAUGACCUUGAAAUAACAUCUCUUCAUCUUUCACAAUCCUGGUCCUUCAUUGCAGCGAUUUUUGUUCAAACCCUCCAUGAAAAAACAAGAAAUUAAACCUGCAAAUCUGUAAUCCAACCCAGAUAUCCCCCAAACAACAAUGACCCAUCUCUCCCAACUCCCAAUUCCAAAAACCCCUUUUGUUUUUAGCCUUUCUAUUCGCUGUUCCUAAUUUUUGUUUACUUUUAUCCACACACACAGCCAAUCUUUUCCAUUUCAACUGUACGUCUCAGUUUCGUUAAGAAAGAGAAGAAUAAGAUCGAUCAAAACUCAAAACUGAGUUUGUUCCUCCACAAAGGCACAGACCAACCAAAUUCGAGUUCGGAUUUGUAUCUCCUUACCCAUAAACUGUUCCCAAUCCCAUAUCCAUACCCACAGGUCACUACAGGUGGUAGGCAUCAUUGGGAAUAUACCCCUUGUCCAAACACUCCAAAACUUUCCUCUAUAAAUCAACAAACCAACCCAUCUCUUCAAAACUCCAAAAUCCAUCGGUUUCUUUCUCUACCACCUUUCUUAGUUUCUCUUACUUUGGCAAAUAAAACCAAUCACAAAAUCCAAACUUCUCCGAAGCCCCUUUUUUUACUUUUCUCUUUCAACUUUGUUGACAAACGUCUCUCAGAUUCUACGAACACGCAAAAGAGAUAAAAGGAUGAAGAAAAAGCAGAACCAAAGUUCAAACUGCAACGCCGACCAGUGUCCCUGUCUGUAAACCAAGCAAACCCCAUCUCUUCGAAGAUCAAACACCCCCAAUCCACUCCAGUUUCUUCCAUAAAUCAACAAACGGCAAACCCAUCUCGGCAAACUCCAAAAUCCGUCGGUUUCCCUGCAAACUAACCCAUUCCCAUCUCUUUGGUACUCCAGAGCCUAUUAAAGUUUCUCGAUAAAAAACCAAACUUGUCUUCUCCUCCUUACUUGGUUUUUCUUUGGCAGCGAAAAUUAACUGAAAAUGAAGGAGUUUUGGACGUCUCUGGCUUCAUUAAUGGGCGUCUUCGCCUUCUGCCAAAGCCUCCUCCAUGCCGUCUUCCCACCGGAGCUCCGGUUCGCCUCCGUCAAGUUCUUCAACCGUAUCUUCAACUGGUUCUCUUCUUACUGCUACUUCGACAUCACCGAGAUCGACGGCGUGAACACCAACGAACUCUACAACGCUGUUCAGCUUUAUCUGAGCAGUUCGGCCUCGAUCACUGGCAGCCGUCUCAGCCUCACUCGGGCCCUCAAUUCAAGCGCCUUUACAUUCGGCCUAUCCAAUAACGACUGCCUGGUCGAUACCUUCAAUGGCGUCACCGCUUGGUGGGAACACGUCGUCACGCAGAGGCAGACACAGACCUUCUCAUGGCGACCUCUACCCGACGAGAAGAGAGGCUUCACACUUCGAAUUAGGAAGAAGGAUAAAGCCCUGAUCCUCGAUUCUUAUCUAGAUUACAUCAUGGACAGGGCCAGCGAGAUCCGUCGGAAGAACCAGGACCGUCUUCUCUACACCAAUUCGCGAGGUGGGUCGCUUGAUUCGAGGGGUCACCCAUGGGAAUCGGUUCCGUUCAAGCACCCAAGUACCUUCGACACUCUGGCCAUGGACCCAGCAAAGAAGGCCGAGAUAAUGGCUGAUCUUCGAGACUUCGCUGAUGGGCAAUCGUUCUACCAGACGACGGGUCGAGCCUGGAAGAGAGGGUAUCUUCUUUAUGGCCCACCUGGUACUGGUAAAUCGAGCAUGAUUGCCGCCAUGGCCAAUUACCUUGGCUAUGAUAUCUAUGAUCUUGAACUCACUGAAGUAAAUACCAAUUCAGAGCUUCGGAAGCUUCUCAUGAAGACGACUUCUAAAUCAAUUAUUGUUAUCGAAGACAUCGACUGCUCCAUCAAUCUAACCAACCGGAAGAAGCCGGCCGGGAGGAACUACCAUGACCCGAUCCCUGAUAUGCGAGGUGGAGCUGGUUCGGGUGGUGAGGAUGGUGGGAAUUCGAUUACACUUUCAGGUCUUUUGAACUUUACAGAUGGGCUGUGGUCUUGCUGCGGAAGCGAGAGGAUUUUCGUGUUCACGACGAACCACAUUGAAAAGCUUGACCCUGCGCUGUUGCGGUGUGGGCGCAUGGACAUGCAUAUCUUCAUGAGCUACUGUUCUUUCCCGGCAUUGAAGAUUCUUCUGAAGAAUUACUUGGGACUGAAUGAGGGCGAUUUAAAAGAUGAGGUACUGAAGGAAUUGGAAGCUGUGAUCGAUAUGGCGGAGAUGACUCCGGCAGAUAUCAGCGAGGUCCUGAUCAAGAACAGGCGCGACAAGGCGAAGGCGAUGGCGGAGUUAUUGGCGGCAUUAAAGAAUCGGGCGGAGUGUUACCGGAAGGGGGCGUCGAGGGAGAAGAAUUCGACGGAAGUGGAGGAAGAGGAACAGGAGAAGAGGGCAUUGGAGAUGCCGAAAGAGGGUUGUGAGAUGCAGGAAGACUGCAACAAAGGAGAGGCUGAAGAGGGGAAGAUUAACUGAGAGAGAGAGAGAGAGAGAGAGAGAGGAAACUGGAAAGGAUUCAUUUUUAGUUUUGCUCUUGAAUUUGAUUUGUGCACAUUGAUAGAAUACUAAGAAAGUGGAACAAGGACCUGUUUGGAUAUUCAAAUAUCAAAUUUUGAUGGUGGGGUUUGUGAUUCUGAAGAGAUGACAAGGGAAUCAAGGAGGAAAGUUCUAUUUUUCUCUCUUCUUUCUUGAGUUAUUUUUGCAAGUUUUAUAUCCUGUCUUGUUGUUUUUGUCUGAAUAAUGAAAGUUGACAUUAUAUGGACUAUAGAUUGCAUAA